CCCGCCGGACGGGCCCCGCGCCGCUGCCGGCCCCCCCAUGCUGCGCUCGCUGCUCUCCGGCUGCCUCUGUCCCCUCGCAGCAGGUAAGAGGAGCCCACCUGCUGAGGACAAAGUCGUGUUAACACACAUGAAGAUACUGAGCAAUGAAGGAAUUCAAAACCCAGGGUUAAUCCCAGAGGCUCCAGCUGACACAGCCUGCACAGAGGAGUCCCAUCUUCCCGAUGCCAGUGUCCCACCAGCCUGCUUGGGAAGCCCAGAUGCAGCAGCCAGGGCAGCAGAUGCAGACUGUGUGGAUGGCCCCGCAAGCAGUGACUGUGUAGCCACCCUGCCUGACCUCAGCGCCUUCGAGUCCAAGUGCCGGCUCCACAGAUUCUCCAAAUUCGAAUCUGAGGACUCGGGGGUUGAGCUGCCAAGCGGUGCUAAUUCUCCAUCAACACCCACGGGCUCAGAAAAGAGCUUUGUGCUUCACAACAGAGACUCAUUUUGUGAUUCAGGUGUGCUUAGCACCUCUUCUUCCCCAGAAAUUGACCAUCAGUUAAUGAGAACAUGUAAAGAACAUGCCAGAAAAGUUAGUCUACAAGAUCCAGAGAGCAAAAAGCAAGAUGAUUACUAUAGUCAGGAGGCAGAUGCUGUGCAGGAUCCUACAGCUUCCCUUGAAGACUUCAAUGACCCUCAGGAAGAAAGUCCUGAUGAACAUUUUCACCAGGAUGACAGGCAGUCUCCAGAAAAGGAACCUACUGCAGAGAUGGACCUUUCCAGGGAAAGCACUCUUUCCACUCCAGGUCCCAUAGAAGAGCCAAAGACAAUUGCUGACAAUUUUCCAGAGAAUUUUGGCAGCAUGCAAGAUCUUCAGAUCCAUGAACAUCAGCUGAAGAAGUGCCCCACAAGCGACAGCCUGGAUGAAUACAUGGAUGAAUGCUGUAGACUGAGUGAGGUGAACCAAAGUAACAGCAAAGCCCUGGGAUCUGGUCUGGGAUACCUAGAACACAUCUGCCAACUGAUUGAGAAGAUUGGGCAGCUUCAGGAGCACAACCUGCGUCUCCAAAAACAAGUGUGCAGGUUGCAGAAAGAGCAGAAGAUGAGUCAGAUAAAAGAGGAAUACAUUCUGCAGCACUGCUCCUGUGGAGCUGCCAGUAUCUUCCUUAAGUCAUAUCAAGACAUGAAAACAAAUUUUGCUGGGAGGAGCAGACCUCACAGCCUUUUGGUUCAGACUGGAAACCCUUCUGAUCUUUCCAUCAUCCCAGAAAUAGGAGCGAACACCGAGAAGCUGAGCAGCUGCAAUGGAAGUGAGAGAUAUCUGGAAUCAGGAAAGAGCCAGCUGAUGAUGGGGCUCAGAAAGUCAGCAAACAAUAAGAACAACAAGGAGAAUGAGUUCAGAGAAGUUGGGAGUAUGGCAGAGGGACAGGCUUUUCUGUCAAAGGACCCUGCAGUAAGAAAGGCUCUGGACGUCAGCAAGAACAUCUCGGGUGAGAGCCAUGCUUGGAGGAGAAUGAGAGAUCUUAUGAGGAAGACAAGGUUGACAAACCAGAACAAGCUGGGGUUGUCUUCUGCUGCUCUGAAGAGAUCCUGCCCACAGUUGUAUAGGCCAGAUAUUAUGUCUUCAGACUUGAGGAAAACUGAGAGGAACUCCAUGAUUGUUCUGGGACAAAAUACAAAGAAUGAAAACUUAUGGCCUUUCUGAUGACCUGAGUCAAAUGGAGCAAGGUGAAAAAGUCAAGGCAAGAACACCAAAGGACACGAAAUCAAGAAUCCCGGGGUUACUCUGUGCAAUGUAUAUCCUACAAUUGUCAACAGAGCAACUCUGAAUUGAGUGUUGGAAGGGAAAGAGGGAAGGGGGAUGUUGAGAAGGGUCUGUGGGCAGAUACAUGCUCAACUACAUAUGGCUUCGCUCCCAAAUCUGAAGUGUACUUUAAAAAGUCAAGCCACAGAUGAAAAUUGCUGUUAGCAUCUUGGCAACACAAGCAACAGGGACUUUUAAGAUUUGGAAAGUCUUCUCUGGGUUGGGAACAGAAUUACCUGAAACACCAAAGUUUUAAAACUAUCAUUACUUUCUGGGGACUUCUCCAGCUGAAAUAAACAUUAGCUUUAUGGGACUUAGCAUCAUCUGGAGGAGUGCCAGAGACUCAUUGCCCAGAGCAGAGGUGACUAUUGAAAGGACAGCCUCCUCCCUCUGGGAACUUGAGUUGCAGUCUCUGUCCCCAGCACAGUUCCUCCCUUCAGAGCAGCCUAUAGAUAGCUGUGCCAUUUCACUGGAAUCCAACAGAAAAACUAAGUAUGUAAAGCUGAGGUCAUUCCUGAAUCUACUACUAGCUUCCUGUCCUGUGGGCCUGCUCCUUCUGCAGGGGUCCCUGGACUCUGGUGCUACCCUGCACAGUAGUUGGCAUUGUACACACUCAUUGUAAAGACCAGAAUAAGCAGCACUGCAGGAAUUAGCCUUUCAAGAGACUGGAGGGGCAUCCAGGGCAGCCUCUGCCCCAGCCAUUGUGUAAUCAAUCUUUUUCUCUUUUUUUGAUGGGGGGCAAGACACUAGGCUUGAAUUCCUACUUUUAAGUCCCAUUGAGGUGCUCUGUUUGUGCAGGUGCGGGCCUGAGGCUGUAGGUGGAGCAGUCAUGCUGCUGUAUGGCUCUGCCUGCUCUCUCUCUCUCUCUCUACUGGGAAAAGUUGAGGAGAGCAAGGCUACAAGGGAAAGAAAUUAAAAUAGAUUCUUUAUAAACUGGUGCUCUUUUGGGAUACACUAACAACUGUGAAACACCAUGACUGUGUAUGGUAGCUGCCUACAUGUCCACUGCUUCCUGAGUCAAGGAACAGGCAGUGCACGCUUCUGAAUGUCCCAUGGUUGCAGAGGUCUCUGCACACUUAGCUCUUAUUAGUGCUGGCAAAGUAAUUAAUACACAUGGGGUAAAGAUUUAAGUAAACUAACAUUGCCUCUUGAUAAAGGAUUGUUCUACCCCAUAAAUUAUAAUAUAAUUACAAGUCAAGCAAUUGCAGAUUAAAAAUCCCUCCCCAACCCCAACUUGCCUGAGAACCAAGAUUUGACAAGCUGGCAGGAAUGAUCAGCUUCAGCAGGCUUAGUCUUUCCAUAACAGAUGCUUCUCC
This is a messenger RNA of Melospiza georgiana, 3096 nucleotides long. RefSeq lists its product as uncharacterized. The transcript is spliced from 9 exons. The record is from RefSeq and is a predicted model, not a curated record. NCBI's taxonomy places the organism in Eukaryota, Metazoa, Chordata, Aves, Passeriformes, Passerellidae. The coding region runs from base 38 to 1681 and encodes 547 amino acids.